AUGGCCGGCGAAACCAACUACAACAAUUGGACCAAGAGCGGUCUCAUCCAACGACUGAAGGAGCUCGAGGUCGAACUGGAAAAGAGGCCCCAGGCCCGCAAAGCUGGUUCUGCUCCUGAAACUGAACCAAACCACCAUGCCUCGGCGGUUACAAUGUCCGAUGACAUGUCAGGGCGCGCCAAAAAGGCAAAAGCGCCGAAGGAAAAGCGGAAGAUGGAUCCCUCACGAUAUUCAACCCGAUUCAUUGCGCUCAAGCUGGCGUAUCUGGGCAAAAAUUACGGCGGAUUCGAGUUUCAAGCCAUGGGGAAUCGGCCCUCCAUCGAGGAGGAGCUGUGGAACGCUCUCACAAGGGCAUGCCUGAUCUUCCCCGAGGACGAGAGGGUCGUCCAGUUCGACUGUUGCGACUACUCGAAAUGCGGCAGAACGGACCGCGGAGUCAGCGCGUUCGGACAGGUCGUCGGGCUGAGGGUGCGCAGUAACAGGCCGCUCGCAAAGAAGAAGAGCAUCAAUGGGAAUGCCGCUGCCGCUGCCGCUGCCGCUCAAGACGUGCCCGCGGUCGAGGCAGGCCCGCAAAGAGGACGGCAAGCAGAAGCACAAGGGCAACCUCGACAAGAAUCAGAGCCGUUCGACGACGUCCGCGACGAACUUUGCUACCCACGCAUCCUGAACAGACUGUUGCCAGACGACAUUCGCAUCCUAGCGUGGUGCCCAUCACCACCGCCCCAUUUCUCCGCCCGCUUCUCGUGCCGCGAGCGCCAGUAUCGCUACUUCUUCACACAGCCUGCUUUUGCGCCCGAUCCCGCGAGCCCGCAUCCGUCGGGGGCCGGCAGACGCGUCGACGCGGGCUGGCUUGACAUUGGCGCCAUGCGCGACGCGGCCAAGCGCUACGAGGGCGAGCACGACUUUCGCAACUUUUGCAAGACCGACCCCGCGAAACAAGUCACCAAUUUCCGCAGGCGCAUCUUCGAAUCGGACAUUGUCGAGGUGCAGGAUGCCAGCUCCGCGCUGCCGUACCUCCAAACCCGGGGCUCCUCGCCGCCGGGGCUCCCGGGCCCCGGACCGUACCCCAAGGCGUACUACUUCCACGUUCGGGGAUCCGCGUUUCUGUGGCACCAGAUUCGCCACAUGGUAGCCAUCCUGUUCCUCGUCGGCCAGGGUCUCGAGCCGCCGUCGCUCGUCUCCGAACUGCUCGACACGGCCAAGCACCCCGGCCGACCCAGCUACGUCAUGGCCGACGAAGUGCCUCUCGUCCUGUGGGACUGCAUCUUCCCAGACAUCUCCAAGACGGACUACGCGGCCGCAGACGCGCCCAGCACGAGAGAGGACAGCAUGCGGUGGAUCCACGUGGGCGAGGAGCACCCGCCCGACAAAUUCGGACAGUUUGGCGUCAUGGACAGCCUGUGGCAGGCGUGGAGGGGCCACAAGAUGGACGAACUGCUCUCGUCGCAGCUCCUGCAGCUGGCAUCCCGCCAGGGGAGGGGGCCGACGGCCGCCGACGCCAGCGCGAGCGCGAGCGCGCGCGUGUUUGAAGGCGGCGACAGCGGACGCCUCUGCGGCAAGUACGUGCCCGUGAUGGAGAGGCCGGCGCUCCAGUCGCCAGAGGAGCAGAGCGACCGGUACGCCCAGAGGAAAGGGUACGCCGACGCACAAGAGAUGCACGCGCAAAAGGGGGCCGCGUAG
This is a messenger RNA of Metarhizium album ARSEF 1941, 1680 nucleotides long. RefSeq names its product Pseudouridine synthase I, TruA. Gene Ontology annotation, cellular component: nucleus; cytoplasm. Gene Ontology annotation, molecular function: pseudouridine synthase activity; RNA binding. The transcript has a single exon. The record is from RefSeq and is a predicted model, not a curated record. Lineage: Eukaryota; Fungi; Ascomycota; Sordariomycetes; Hypocreales; Clavicipitaceae. Gene Ontology annotation, biological process: tRNA pseudouridine synthesis; mRNA pseudouridine synthesis. The coding region runs from base 1 to 1680 and encodes 559 amino acids.